AUGUCAUAUGUGCCUGCAGCACAGCAGUUUGACAUUUCGCGAGAGACCCAAGAGCUGCUUCACCGUGCCGAGAAGGGCAAGAAGCUGAAGCCGUCAGCCGCGGCAAAUGCAAGCCGAGCACUCGGAUCCGAUGCAUUUCAACUUACGCAAAAGAAGCCGAAUACUGUGUCCUGCGACGCAUAUGAAAUCGACAUCUACAGCCAGAAGGAUGUCCGCUGGGUCAAAGAAGCAAGGAUGUCAGCAAGUUUGCGCGACACAGAUGAGGCAGAUUGCUACGGAUUUGUGCUACCAGCUUGA
Messenger RNA from Effrenium voratum, 297 nucleotides. Lineage: Eukaryota; Dinophyceae; Suessiales; Symbiodiniaceae. The record is from the annotation of a GenBank genome assembly.